AUGGCUACCAAAAUGAAGGUUUUCAAGAAGUCAAGUGGCGAUAGGACGCAGAAGGAGCCAGCUGCAACACGAAAAGCACAAUCUCCUGCUCAAGCACAAGUAUCGGCACAAACGACUCAACCCGUCGCCGCGGCUGUACCGUCAGCCAUGGGAUUCGAAAGCUUUGCGGAGGCUAAGCAAGCGGCAGCCACCCGCGUGAUUCUCCACAACUAUACUCCCCCAGUCAACGACUCUAGCUUACCUAAGGAUGACGAUGAUGCAACCCGCAAGGUCUACAUUCGUCGAAUGUACGACGCCUACGUCGACAUAACCCAAUGCAUCGACCGCGCCACCGUUGCCAACUUCGAUUCGCACUUCGCCACUCUCUCAUCUAAUCCGCCUACGUCCCCUAUCACACCUGUCAUGAUCUCUACCAUCUGUUGGCAUCUACUCACCAUCGCUAUCGAUCUUCAUACUCGCGGUCCUGUGUCUCUCAACAUCUAUGACCCAUCAAAGCUCAAGAACGUGUACACGUACCGGAACUUGACGUUCAAAGCGCGUAUCGACGCGGUGUGUGAGCUGUUGAAGACGAGCAAGGCUAGAUGUGCGAGUCUAAUUAAACUUGAUGGUUUGGAGAUGGUUGUUGCGAAUGCGCCCAUGUUGUGUAGACAAACGAAGACUAAUCAUUAUUCGAAUGGCCAUAGACAAGGUUACCUGGCUACUGGGAAUGAUGCUGUCGCUGGCAAGAAGAGAGAUGCUUCGGAGAUGGACAGCGAUGAAGCGGAGAAGACUGAUGCUCGCGAGUCGGACGAGUAG
Messenger RNA from Alternaria postmessia, 795 nucleotides. RefSeq lists its product as uncharacterized. Lineage: Eukaryota; Fungi; Ascomycota; Dothideomycetes; Pleosporales; Pleosporaceae. The transcript has a single exon. The record is from RefSeq and is a predicted model, not a curated record. Bases 1 to 795 code for a protein of 264 amino acids.